Blastocystis hominis is the source of this 662-nucleotide messenger RNA. RefSeq lists its product as hypothetical. Lineage: Eukaryota; Bigyra; Opalinata; Blastocystidae. The record is from RefSeq and is a predicted model, not a curated record. The transcript is spliced from 5 exons. The coding region runs from base 32 to 580 and encodes 182 amino acids. Gene Ontology annotation, biological process: ribosomal large subunit biogenesis. Gene Ontology annotation, cellular component: nucleolus.
UUUUGUACUCCUAAUUGAGUAAAAAGAUAGGAUGAGAAUUGAGACUUGCUAUUUCUGCUCGGGACCUAUUUAUCCUGGACAUGGUAUCACGUUUGUUCGAAACGACAGUAAAGUUUUCCACUUCUGCCGAUCGAAGUGCAAGAACAAUUUCAAUCUGAAGCGCAAUCCUCGUAAGGUGCGCUGGACAAAGGCGUUCAGAAGGGCCAAUGGAAAGGAUAUUCGCGUGGACUCGACUUUCGAGUUUGAGAAGACUCGUAACCGUCCUGUGAAGUACAACCGCGAUUUGAUGGCUGCUACGCUGAAGGCGAUGAAACGUGUGUCUGAGAUUCAGACUAUUCGCGAGAAGCGUUUCUAUCAGAAGAGAAUGGCGCUGGCGAAGGAGCAGCAGAGAAUCCAUCAGAAGACGAUCAUUGCCAGAAACGUGGAGUUGCUGGCUCCUGCCGCUGCCAAGAGAACGGAGGAUGUCAUCCGAGCGGAGCAGGUGAGAGAGGAAAUGAAGGCUCGCAAGGCGGACAUUCAGCGACAGAAGCAAAACAAGCAGCAGAAUCAGAAUCAGAACCAGAACCAGAACCAGAAUUAGAAUUAGGGUUCUCACGGAUAGUCCUGACUUUUUAUGAAAACCAUCCAACACCCAAGCAAGUUGUCAAACCUGUAAUCUCCAA